UAAGUGAUGGAGCCGCGUGCUUGAUGCGUUCAUCGCCUUUCUCCGCUUUUAACAGCAAAACGUGCGUAAUGGAGGAGUCGGCUUUGGAGAGGGGCGACUGCACCUGAGCGGCACAAAGCGACCAGUCUCUGGCCAGUGGGAAUGGAUACCAGCUAUUUCCUGUCGGGGACCUGCUUUUUCCUGCUCUUGCUCAAUGGGUUCACCUUUCCGUCCAAGGCGACCAGCUUUUGUCCCGACCUCUGUGACUGCCAGAACCCGCAGCACCUCAUGUGCGCCAACCGGGGGUUGCGCGCAGUGCCCAAACCUGCGGCGCGCCUGCCCGAGGAGGUGCUGGUCUUCAGCCUCGGGGGUAACUUCAUUGGCAACAUCUCUGCCUCCGACUUCACACGGUACAGUAACCUCGUCCGGCUGAAUUUACAGUACAACCAGAUACAAACUAUUCACCCAAAAGCAUUUGAGAAACUCUCCAAGCUGGAGGAGCUGUACCUGGGACAUAAUAUUUUAUCAAAUAUACCCGCUGGGACUCUACAAUCCCUGAAGAAAUUAACUGUUCUCUGUGGAAAUAAUAAUGACAUUAAGAAAAUCACACCGGAGAUCUUUACCGAUUUGGAUAAUCUUGUUAAAUUGCGUCUGGAUGGCAACUCAAUAGACGUUCUGCAGGACUCUGUUUUUAAAAGUUUGACCGGCCUACAUUAUCUCCAUCUCGAAUCCAACAAACUGCAGCACAUUCACAGAAACGCUUUCUCUAAACUCACCAACCUGCGCUAUCUGAACCUGGCACACAACAAGCAGUCAGCCGUGCGCAAUGCCCACACUUUCUCCCAACUCACAGCUCUGACAACGCUGCUGCUGUCUGAGAAUGAGAUCCAGUUCGUAGGGAACCACGUCUUCCAAAACCUAAAGAAGCUGUCCAAACUGUCUCUCAGCAACAACAGGAUCUCUGGCCUGGACAGCGGGGCUCUGAAGGGUCUGUCGAGCCUCAGAGAGCUUCUGAUGGACGGCAACGAGCUGGAGGAAAUCCCCGCCGGUCUCCUGGACUCUCUGGAGCGUGUCCAGGAGCUGGACUUCAGUCGCAACCGGAUUUCCAGCGUGGACUCUUUGGCUUUUUCCCAACUCAAACACCUGAGAGUGCUGAAGCUGAAGAACAACGUGCUCACCAGUCUGUCCGGGGACAUUUUUGCCCUCAACAACGUGCUUUACGACCUGGAUCUCCAUGGUAACAACUGGACGUGUGACUGUCGGCUGGAGGAGCUGAAAAGAUGGAUGAACUCUGCGCAUUCUCAGGGCAAAUUAUUGAAUGUUUUUGUGCAGUGUCAUCACCCAGCAACACUGAGGGGGAAAUAUCUUGACUAUGUGAACAGCUCCCAGCUGCAGCCCCUCGGGAACUGGACCCACUUGUGUAGAAGCCAGGUUGAGCCUGAGGAGAGCCGGGGAGGGGGGGUGUUGGUAAAGGUGGAGGGCAAAGAGGUAGGGACAGUGGAUACAGUAAAGCAGGAGAGAGGUGAAGAAGUCCAGGCGGAGGAGACAGAAGGUGUAGAUUUGAGACAGGGGACUAGGGAUGGAGUCAUAAUGAGGAAAGAGCGAGAGAAAAGGAAGAGAGAAGGACAGGAGGAGGUGGAAACCCAGGGAGAACAAGGGGGUCUAGCAGUGGCAGAACCUUCUUCUUCCCUGGAGAGAAAGAAAUCAAAGAAAGAGCCCCUCAGCCCAAGGUCACGACCUGCUGCAGAGGCUGCUGGGAAACGUGCCAAAGGUAGACGAAGGUCAAAUACCAUUUCCAGGACUGAUUCACCAGCUAUUUCCACACCAAGUCAUGCUGGAAACCAAGAUAGGAACUCCACUGAUCCAAACCCAGUGCUCACCGCCACUUCUCUGUCCCAGUCAGGAGAAAAGUUUGAUCUUCUGAGGUCAGAUCAGGAGGCGGCUCAGCCUGUAAUCACAGAUCCUUGUAUCUUCAACCGCCAUUUCAUCACCAAUGUUACGGUGGAUCAAGUGACAUCCAGUACUGUCACCAUCAACUGGACCACCAGGGAUCACCAUCGCUACACACCAGGACUAGGGCCAGGCCUAGAUGAAGUCCACUACCGGAUUCUGUUCGACCGCUUUGGCACCCCGGAUCGUUUCCCCCGCUACGUCUACGCCCGUGGCGCUGCCCGCUCCGUAACCCUCCGAGAACUCACCUCGGAUGUGACCUACAUGGUCUGUGUGGAAGGAGUAGUCGGAGGAUCUGUGUGUCAAGUUGCACCACGUGACCACUGUGCAGGCCUGGUCACUCUCCCCGAGGGGUUCAGCCAUGGAGGCAUGCUGACCUCUGACCUCCAGCUGGUGACGGUGGCCACACUGGCCGGGAACGCCGUGCUGCUGCUUGUCAUCGGCGGCGUCUGGCUGGGGCGGAGCCUGAAGAGGAGGCUGCAGAGGAGGAAGACGGCCGUGCACGUGCGGCACAUGUACUCCACCCGGCGACCGUUUCGUCCCGCCGCGGCGUCCGCCUCCGUGUCCGCUGACUUCACCAGCUACCAGAGCAGCCGUCCAGCACGUCUUGCACCGCUAGAGGAAGGGGACCUCAUUGAGUUCCCUUGUGAACGCUUUCUGGACAGCAACAGUGUUCGCAGAGACGGCAACAUGCAGAGAUUUUCUGACUAGAGCCAUUGAACUUCCAACACAAAGACAUGUCAAUUGGCUUUUGCUGCAACCUUUGGUCUUGUCCCCUCUCUUCACAGACCUCGGUAUCAUAUUAAAAACAUGGGUGUUUGUGGCUGUGAACCAACUCAGGCAACACUCCCACCAUUUUGUGUCUUGGUUUUCUCAUUUGACCAAAAGAAAAACUUUUAAAUUGAUAAUAGAACAGCUGAGCUCAUCAGUGCCUUUUCAGACACCAGAGGAAGUCCAAUCCCUCUGACUUCCUCUUCCUGCUUUGUGCCUUUCCUCUUUCAUUUCCUUGCACCUGCGAGUGCUCCUUAAUGUGCGACUUGACAACUUGUUGUGUGUACGUACGUAGGCAUGAAUGGUUGCUCACUGAUUUCAACUAUGGUGCUAAUGUUGAGUUCAUAGACAUCACGUUGUCUCAUAUUUGUACAGUAUGUAAUGAUGGCUGCUGGUUGGCAGAGAAAAAAAACACUUGUUUUGUAUCACAUCUAUCAUGUUUUAUACUUUUUUAUAUAAAUCUGCAUUACAUGAAGAAGUAAA
Anoplopoma fimbria (sablefish) is the source of this 3183-nucleotide messenger RNA. It is a transcript of the gene tril, whose product is annotated as TLR4 interactor with leucine-rich repeats. Gene Ontology annotation, molecular function: protein binding. The coding region runs from base 142 to 2640 and encodes 832 amino acids. The record is from RefSeq and is a predicted model, not a curated record. The transcript has a single exon. Lineage: Eukaryota; Metazoa; Chordata; Actinopteri; Perciformes; Anoplopomatidae. Gene Ontology annotation, cellular component: extracellular matrix.